ACGGCAGAGAAAGGAAGACAACACGAUGACCGUCGAACUGGUCGACCUUCAUAUGGUGUAUAAUGGCUGAUGCAGUGAAGUGGUGAAAAUGCAAAAGACAGUGUGAUGGCAACGGAGUUGACAAGGACAAGCCAAGAGAACCAUGGAGGUCAACCCGCUAUGAACUCUGUGUCUACAUGGGCCGUUCAGCACAUCAGUGUAGAGGCCGGUAAGAUGAGCCCUGCCCCGCAGGCCACCAGCUCUACCCCUGUCAACAGCUCCAGUCACACAAUCCCUGGGCAGGAUAGCUUGACUGAGAGACCCAUGCCCAAGAGUAAGUGGCACCAGAAGAGAUCCAACAGUAUCCAUGUUUCCUCCCCCGAGUCUGGCUCUAGUGACUCAGGGGAUCAGAUCAGCAUGGACUUCUCCAGUCUCAAUGACUACUCGCCCUCUGCACAUCCUGUGACAUCCACACAACAGCGACGACGGCCAGGACAGGUCGUACACAACUUCCCGAGUGCUCCUUACAAACGACUAAAGCACCUGGAGGACAGGAACGUGUGUCUGGUGUUCCUUACUGGAAUCAUCUUCUGUGUUGCCAGCAUCAUCGUUGGCUGCCCAGUCAUUGUAAUUCUCUGUAUCACCCUGCCCUUUAUUUACUUUAUUCGUAAACUCUUUAUCUUCUGUUGUUGCUGCCUUAAGCCAGGGUCAUGUGCUUGUUGCUGUGCUGACCUGAUGUCUGAUACUGAGCUCUUGUGGUAUCAAGCCUCCCCGAACGCCAUGGUGGUGCAGUGUCUACUCACACUUCAACAUGGACUAAGUACUAUCAGGAUACAAGACCUUCUUAAUGCAAGGCUCAUUUCAGCGGAGAAUAAGAAUGGAUCGAAGCAGUAUCCCCGCUUUUCCCAGAAGGUUGUGUCGAUGCCGUCUGGCUAUGCCUGGAUUGCUGACCCAGAUUUCCACAUGGAGAACCAUGUAUUUGAUGUGCCACACAGCGUCCAGUCAUCAGAGGACUUGCAGGAGUUUGUGGCUGACAUGGCUUCCAAACCUAUUUCCUUGGACCAUCCUUUAUGGGAAAUCCAUGUCCUUAUGAACUUCGGAGAGACACGAGAUACCGUGCUUUUGUUCAGAAUACAUCCCUGUGUAACCGAUGGUAUUUCCUUAAUCCGCAUUCUCAUCAAAAGCAUAGUAGACCAUCAUUCAUUAUGCAAUCUGAAACCACGAUGUGCUAGUAACUCUAUAUGUUGGGAUGCUUUACGAAGUGUCUUGUGUGGACCGCUUGUCUUUAUUCACAAGUGGUUGUUUUUGAGACGUGACUUUAAUCUUCUACAUGGAGAUCAUAUACAUUUGUCAGGCAAGAUGGCCGUGGCUUGGUCUGAAGCAUUCAGCUUGCCAUGUGCCCAGAGGGUUAAGCAGGUAGCUAGGUCAUCUCUGAAUGAUGUACUUAUGUCUGUGGCAGCAGGCUGCCUAAGGACAUACCUCCAGUAUAAUGGAGUGCACAACCCCUAUGAUAUUCAAGUUGUUGUGCCUGUGGAUUUGAGAACUGACAGACUUAUAAUCCCAAUGGGAAAUAAGUACUCUUAUCUGAACAUUGCUGUGCCUACGAAUACAGAAGGAAUUGUGCCGAGGUUGUGGGAGUUCAAACUGAGGAUGGACGAGGCCAAACACUCUGCAGACUCCACCAUCAUGGCCUCCAUUUCCUGGCUCUCAGCCUUCCUUCUGUCUGGAAAGUGCUUCAAACGAUUUUGGAGAACAUUUUUCAAUAAGUUUACCUGCUUCAUAUCAAAUUUGCCUGGACCAGAAGGUCGAUUAACAUUUGCUUCACGAGAAAUCAAGAGCCUUGUGUUCUGGGUACCCCCUAGGGAUGAAAUGGCUGUGUCUAUUUCCUUCAUUACCUAUGCGGAUGAGCUGCGAAUGUCUGUGAUAGCUGACCGGUCUGUGAUACCUCACCCAGAACUUCUCACACGAGAAUUCAUUGCCCAGAUGGACACAUUGUCGAAGCUGUUGGCGAACAGACGUCUGCCUGGAGAGCAUAUCAGUAAGAGGCUGGAGGCCAUGCAUGUCGCCCAGGCCAGGCUGGAAGAUCCCACCUUAGAAGAGAUCCAUAUGCGUAUGUCUGAGAUCCAGCAACACCUGCAGGAUCUGAAAACACGCUUGGAUGUCAGCAUGGAUAGGAAGUAUCCGGCAGAUGAUGGCGUCAUCAUACAGAGGAUUGAAGAGCUUAAAGGCGAGUUUCGAGAGUUGAUGUCAGAACUACGACAUAGACGAAUGUCUGAGGGCAGCUCUAUGCUCUCAGAUGAGGAGGAGGAGGAGGAAGACGAAGUGAUGAGGCGGCCCUUCCGGCGGAGGACGAUGUCUGUGACAUCUAAACAGUCGACAACCUCAGUGGGGUCCAUGUGCCGUCCGCUGACCACAUCUCCUGUCCCUCACCAACCAUUCAUCCCCACCAACCCACUCUCCACAGGGCCCUCUUUGGCCAGUGUGCAUGAGGAAGGGCAUGAUGGCCAAAGGCUGCAGAUCCACACAUACUGCUCUCAGCACACAGUGGAGAUAGUGAGCCCAGAGGUGAGGACAGGAGCUAAUGGUAACCCACUGGCUGAUAUCAGGUAACACAUCAGGAGCUAUCGAUAACCCACUGGUUGAUAUCAGGUGACACACUAGGAGCUAAUGGUGACCUACUAGUUCACAUCAUGUAACACAUGAGGAACUAAUGGUAACCCACUGGUUGAUAUCAUGUAAUACCCAGACAUCAUAACUGUC
This is a messenger RNA of Liolophura sinensis, 2739 nucleotides long. RefSeq lists its product as uncharacterized. Gene Ontology annotation, biological process: triglyceride biosynthetic process. The transcript is spliced from 6 exons. Bases 106 to 2589 code for a protein of 827 amino acids. Gene Ontology annotation, cellular component: plasma membrane. The record is from RefSeq and is a predicted model, not a curated record. Lineage: Eukaryota; Metazoa; Mollusca; Polyplacophora; Chitonida; Chitonidae. Gene Ontology annotation, molecular function: diacylglycerol O-acyltransferase activity.